AUGUCUUCUCCUCUUUGGUCCUCAUUGCAACGGCUCACGUGCACCUCGUACGCUGUUGAGAAGGAGGAGCGGUGGCCCCCGCUAUUGGACGGACUAGAUGAAAACGAGCCUGCAGCAGUGGAGCAAGUUCUAUUGCCACGAGUGCUGUAUUCGACGAACCAAACCACCGAGAAGACUAAAGAAAGUGAAGCAGCAGCUACGAAUGCAGAGACCGCGGGCAUAUUGGUGCCUGCCACGUCAGACAGCUCACUAUCACUACCGUCUCCAAAGGUAGCGCUACCGAAUCCCCCGGAAUACCACCCGCUCGCUAAGGCGCGGAAUAUCGCGGCGGCUGAUGUAAUGUACGACUCCAGCAUUCGCUGGGAAGUCUUCAAACUCCCUGAUGAGCGAGCGCGGGAUGAAAUCGAGGACACCAGCAACGUGGCAGAGGCCGCCACUACCAGGAAUACUGGCUUUUUGGCGGUGUGGGGCGCGGGACUGGCCGACGGUUUGGACGGAUCGUGUACGACAAACGAACAAAGCAGACAUAAUCAAGAAGUUUAUCAAGCCACGUGUAGGUCGAUGGAGGGCCUCAGGAGCUAUCCGCUUCAACCUGGUGUUUACGUGGUCGGGGUGACCGAUGAUCGAAGACUCGAGCACUGUUUCGUACUGCGAGUGUACGAAACCAUUCGGGAGCGCCAGAUCUUCGACCAGUGUAUGUACCGUGACUUUAUGAUAGUACCGAAGAAGAAGAUGAACCUCGCGACGAGGUCGGGCUACUUGGGAUGUGCGUUCACGCUACCGAAGAUGAGAUAUAUGCGGCACCAGAUUCGGUGCUACUGA
Messenger RNA from Phytophthora infestans T30-4, 822 nucleotides. RefSeq lists its product as uncharacterized. The transcript is spliced from 8 exons. Lineage: Eukaryota; Oomycota; Peronosporomycetes; Peronosporales; Peronosporaceae. The record is from RefSeq and is a predicted model, not a curated record. Bases 1 to 822 code for a protein of 273 amino acids.